GUCGUCUAUCCAGUGCUCGUGCGACCGGUGUGCGUUUCGGACGGAGUACUCGAAAUUCUGCUUUCUCGCUCGGUCUUACCGGGACACCCGUUCGUGCCAAGCUCGGGCGAGUCCCCGAUCGGGUAUUCCUCUCGGCGGUACACGCGCGCGGUGUGGAUAGGAUAUACACAUCGCGGAUCAUGCGCCGCGCGGAGGACACGUGCGUGCGGUGCCGAACUCGGUAGCUUUUCUCUUUUUUUUUUCGUCCUGUCAUCCAGUGCUGGUAUUCGCGGGUCGCGAAACAGGGACGCGAGGGCGUAUUCCAGAGUGUAUCGUCAACAUCGGCUGUCAUUAAAAAUUGUCGAAAUUUGUCGAAAUUGAAUGAAAUCGAAGCGAUCGCGCACCCGCCUUGACACGCCCCUGACACCGGUAAGAUCUCUCCUCUUCUCUCGUUUGGCGCUUUUAUCGCGGGCGUCGCGGAAAUGCGGUGGAAUUUUGACAUGGCGCAGCCGGCUUCGGGUGCUCGCGGUUCGUGACUCACGAGUACAUCUUGCGACUUGGGACUGGAAUUAUAAUCCGCGCUCGAUUUCUCGAUCGAACGAUCGGUCCCUGACGCGUGAAACAUCGGUCGCGCGUGUCCGAUAAGUUUGUCCGUCACGAUAAACAAAUACACACUCGCGCAGCCAGUGAAUCGAAAGAGCUGGACGAGCAAUUGGGCACGAACGCGAUCAAGAAGGUAAAUACCCAUUGGAAGGUGGCUGCGAGAGGGGCGGUGAAGGUCACGGAGUUGAGUCUAAGGGUGGCAUCAUGGACUCUCAUCAGCAGCAGUUCUGCCUCAAGUGGAACAGUUUCGGCAGCAACCUAGCAACGACGUUCUCAAACUUAUUCAAAAGCGAGAGUCUCACCGACGUCACCCUCUUCUGCGAGGGAGUUACGUUCAAGGCGCACAGAUUAAUUCUCGCAGCAUGCAGCAAGCACUUUCAGGAGCUUUUCGAAGGAAUGCCGCCUUCUCCCGCGGGACUGAUCGUUAUUCUCGACGGGACGAGUGCCCAUAAUAUGGCGUCCCUUCUCGAAUUCAUGUACCGUGGAGAGGUACACGUGUCCCAGGAAUCCCUCAGUUCUUUCCUCAAGGCGGCUGAAUGCCUUCAAGUUAAGGGUCUGUCGAUCAUCGAACAUGAAAAAUUGGCUGUGGCGCAGAGGCACGCCGCAGAGAGUAGCAAUACUUCCGCGGACGUAGAAGGUAGCAGUGGAGGCAGAGAAGGCAGUAACGGUACCGUAGGAAGUAGCGUCGGUAGCGGUAACAUGGGUAAUAUCUUCGGCAACGGGGGUGGCGUCGGCGACGUGAAUGACAUGAGCGAGGCCGGCGAGGUCACCAUGCCCAGGAACACCAUGAAGAGGACCCCCACACCGGUGCCGUCGCCCGCUCCAGCGUACACUGUGCCCAAUGUGUACUCGAGCUCUCACUACUACGAGAGUUUGCCGAAGAAGAUGAUGAGAUCGCCGAGCGACGUCGACACACUGGGAAGAGCGAGCGUAUUGCGCGACGGCGCUGCCUUCCGGCCAGCGUCUGCCCCGCAUCCGCACUUGCUGGAUAACCAUUUUUACCAACCGUUCGCUCAUCCCUCUGAUCCCUUGCAUCCUCAUACCGCGCCUCACACGCCGACAGAAAUGGAACAGCAGUUGGAACGAGCGCGAUCCGAGGAACGCAGUAACUGCGACAUCAAGGAGAGCGUUGCCGAAGAUCUUCGAAUAAAACAAGAGCCAACAGCGUUGACCGAAAAAGUGGAUAAGUUGGCGGAGAGGCUAUCCGAGGUUUAUUCCGGACGAGGAUUCGACGCGAGCUCGUACGGACCGAACUCGGAUCAUCUGCCACACGGAGCACAGCUGGGUCCGGCGAUAGUAGCACCGAUUGUACCGGCUCAUCCGCCGACAUCCGAUCGAAAACCCACGCCCGCAAUGUGGAAUACGAAGAUCAACAAGGCCAGCACUGUCUCUACUGUCGAUGGCGGUAGAAAACUCAAGUGUCCGUUCUGCGAAAGAUUGUACGGUUACGAGACGAAUCUGCGGGCUCACGUGCGACAACGUCACCAGGGUAUCAGGGUGCCGUGUCCGUACUGUUCGCGGACGUUCACCAGGAACAACACGGUCAGACGACACAUCGCGCGGGAACACAAGGAUGAGCUCGAAGACACGAAGAUGUUCGAGCAGUCCAACCAUUCGGACACCGUGCCCCGGUGUCAGUAACAAAGUCUUCGGCGUCGCUGUCGUCCUCGCCGUCACCAUCGCGGUCGUCGAGGUCGCGGUCCUCGCGGUGGCACCGGAAGCAACGAUCCCGGCGACCAUCCCGUUAGAGCCGACGGCGAGACCGAACCGCGGAUAGAGGUGCGAAACAGAGGAGAGGCUGCAGAGUAGGUACCUUCGUUUUCCCUUCGUCGUCGUCAGCGAACGCCGUCCCGUUUCCUCGUCGCGAGGACAAUUUCCUCCUCCCCGUGCGCUCCUUAAAGAUCCGCCGAGACACGUUGACGAGAGAAACGACCAUGAAGAUUCGUUUCACGGAGGAAGAGACACACGGAAGAGCACGAAACGUGCGGAAUGCGCACGGAUGCGCCCGCGAAAACGCUGCGAAUCACAAAACUAGUCAAUGAAAGUGCAACGGUCGAGUAAGGAUUAUCGAACGCUAGGAGCUUCUUAAACGGGCGAGAGAUAGCGAGAGUGAAGGUAAAAAGCGGAGCGAACAGAGCGCGCAUAAAUAUAAACUCACACACGGAGAUAUUUAGCAUAACGCAGACGACUGCGACGAGAGAACAACGCAAACUCAGGUAAACUAAUCGCAGCGCGAUAAGCGCGCUGUUUCUUCGGAUAAUUCAUUACCGUAGAUAUCGGGAAAUUACACUCGCCGUGGUAUUUUUCAUUCGUUGGUACCACUAGCGGAUCCUGACAUCGAUAAUGGGGGAGGGGGAUUUCUGCAAAAUUAUUUGAUUUCAUAUUUUUGGUUUCUUUUUGGCUUAGCUUUCACUCCAGGAUCAACGACGAGGACAUGAUGAACCUUCUAAUUCCAUUUUUACUUAAAUAUUUUAAGCGGAUUCAGCAAAAUUAAUUUCUUUUAAUUUGCAAGGGGGGGUUUAAUCCUACCCUCCUCCCCAGGAUCCGCCAGCGGUUGGAACCAUUCACUUAUUUCCGUUACUAUUAUCGCUGUGAUGAAUCGAGCCUAUAGGAUCGUGACAUUCGAGCGAUAUAUAUUCGAAGACGUUAAACGUCUACGCGCGCACAGUGCCAAACCAGACGCUUUUAUACUCUGGACACAUCAGCUUUCAAUUUCGCCCGUUUGUACACACACGUGACGCACACAUUAAUUGCUAUAUAAUAAUAAUAGUAAUAAUAAUAACGUGGUGACAUACACACAUAUCGCGCCGAGAUGACACCCGACGACACGCAGACCUUUUAUACAGAUACGAUUUUAUAUAACAUUUACGAGAUUACUAGGGCGGAUAAUUAUCGUGCGAUUAGCCGCGGGAGAACCCGCGACUGCCGAUGAUAUACUUCUUGGUGAACGCGCAUCGAGGAAGCGCGAGAGACGAGCAAUAUAAUCUCACGUUGAUACAUCGUUACGACGACAUUGAUUUUUUUUUUCUAAUCCCUAGAGAGGCGCCCAAAUCGCAUUCGCCACGGAAGUUUGUCGCAGCGCCGGUUAAAUCCCGCGGCGAAACAAUCACUACCACUUUGUUACCUGUUUACAAUGUUUAAAAAGAUGCGGACUUUUGUCCGCGGAGCAAUAGUCGCGUACCGAGAAUAUAGCGUAUAGAGCCAUCGAUCACGUAAAGAAAAAUAGUGCGCGCGAUUGCGCGCGAAAUAGUUGCUAUCCCGGUUGUAUAAGAGAUGUGAUCAAUGCAAUAGAUUUAUAUUACACAUUACUUAUAUGUAUAGAUAUAUAGAGAUAUAUACUCCUAGUCAGGAUGGCACCCACGAUAUUACUUGUUACAGUAUUUAUACAGAUUAUUCUCUCUUAUUUUUUUUUUCCGUUUUAUUUGUUCUCCCUUUUGUUUUAUGCAGAAAGUUUAAAUGGUUAUUCUCACAACGAUACCGCCUAUACCGUAAGUUUAUCAGAGACAAUAGAUGAUAUAUAGAGAAUUAUUUAGUAUUUAUAAAGCGCGUCGUGCGCGAGCCGGGGAUACAAUAGUACACGAGAUAGAAGCCGAAGAAAUAGAUAGAUAGAGAAAGAGUUCAGUUUCAUUUUGUUUCCGUUUUUUCUGUUUUUUCUUUUCCUUUUUUUUUCUUCUUUUCGUAACAUUCAAUAUAUGUCAAAUAUAUACGUCAAAUAUACGCGAGCACUCGUCGCGCACGCGCGCGUAUACCCUGCCAAAAGAAGUAUGACAGACUACCUCAUUGUUUUGCGAUGCAUUACACACACAGGGAACACAAUAGCGAUUAUACUAUAUGAUACAAAUCUGUACAUUCCGUACAGCCGCUAAUACUAUUACUACUACUACUACUACUACUUGUCCAGUUAGUAUCGGAGCAGUUUUCCUGCCAUUGCUACCCUGGCGUAGGGUGACGCAAGAUCGUGGAUCUCGGAGCUUGUCAAUCAUGAUCGAUCCAUUUCCGCUCAAAUCAGAAGGAAUUUAUCCAAUGCUAGUCAAUUAUGUACAUUUAUUUUCCGCCGCAAUUAGUUUCAGCCAACAGCAUUUGUCAGAAGCUCCGGGAAAUUCGGGAAAAGUUCCGAGAUCCUCGGAUCAUACGUGAUGUCUAUCUAUUAUACGUAUAAUAGAUCCGUUUGUUUUUCUUUCCGUUUUUUGCGAGGGCGCGUUUUAAGGUAACAAGUGUACGUAUGUACAACUGUAAAUCUUAGCGAGCGAAAAAUGUGCGUACAGGUACACGCGUGAACAAAUGCGUGCGAAUAAAUGCGUGCGCGGUUCUUCGCGAAGAUGAUUUUCGCGUGCGAGAUGGUUCGGAGAAAGGUGGAAGAGCCGAAUUUGCAAAGUCCGUUGUCAAAAUUGCGACGCGUUCACCGGUUGAAAGCUGGAGGCGAGAAAGAAGGUGACGAGACAGAAAGAAAGAGCGAGCGAGAACGCGGAAAGAGAGAGCGUUAGUUGCCCAAAGUCGGCGAUGUAUUGAUAAACGACAAGAAAUAGCGAAAAGUGAAAUUUAUUCCGACAAAAGUGACAUCGAUUAUCUCGAGGGCGCACGAAGUUAACCGGGGAUGGGAUUAAUGAUGCUGGACGACGAAGAUUACAUAGUCAUAGGGAAGUUAAUUCCCCGGAGAGAAGCCGCGGGAAGGAUAUUCAAAGGAUGUUAUGUGUCGUUUACGUAUGUGAUGAAGAUAGGAACAUACACACACGCGCAACACGUACACACAUACGCACACACAGGGGGAUGGAGAGAAAGAAAGAGAGAAAGUGGCGAGAGAGGAACAUACACACACACACACGCGUGGACAGCACGCGGAACACACGCUCGUGUAAAUAGAUAUGGUCGCGUAUGCCAAGUUAUAAUGAAAAUCUUUUACUUAAUAUAUAUACGAAAUAUAAAUAUAAAUAUAUAUAUCUAUUGUUUUCGGCUGUUCUGCUAAGCAGAGGCAUACAACAAAGAUGCGAGGGAGAAAAGAUACCUUUAAGUGGUACAAUGAAUUAGCGUUAAGUUUAACAAGUAGAAGGAUCCAGUUAUAUCGGGAGUGAGCGAAAUUUGAAAGUUAGAAUAAUAAUGUCAGACGCGGAGUUUCAGAUAGAAAGAGAUGGUUAAACCCAGGGUUUAAUAUUGUUUUGUCAUACGUAAGGAUUAGGAGAAUGCAUACGUAGUAAAGGUAUUCCCAACACUUACACACGUACACAAUGCAGUACACAUUGAAAGAACAAAGAGCAACACGUCUCAGUCGAGUAAAAAAAGAACACGUACCUAAAAGAUAAUCAAUGUAGAAUUAAAAUGAAUUUAGAAUUAGUCAUUAAUUAUAUUAUCGCGACAUGUAUAUCGGCUACGCGCAUAAAUGUAUUUAAAACGGCCAGAAAUCUCGGACCGAUUUUUCUUCCGGAAUUACGUCUCUUUUUCGCGAUAAACUUUGCUUCAUUGAUGAUUGUCUCUUGUCUCUCGGAAAAUCCGCGUUUAACUCGAUCUUCUAAAUCUAAUUAUCGAUUUCGUCGUAUCGCUUUGCUCAAAAUAAAUUUGGAAAACGGCUGCUUUCGAACUUUCUUUUAUUUAAUUUUUAUUUUUAUAUAUAUUUUUUUUUAAUUUCCUAUAUCCUCUUCGAUUCUCUCUCCGGUUUCGUUCGCGUCAAUCCCGAGAGUCUCGAGGGCUCGAGAAUAAUACAUUAGAUUUCGCCGUUUAUGAUCGAUUUUCGUCGAGGUGCGCGUGCAAGAGAUCGGAUCCGCGACCGGAAGUCGAGAGUGCGAGACGCGCGCGCUUCCGCCUUCAAAGUUUUCAAGAUCCUCGGGUCCGGUUAUAUCCGGUGUAAAAAAUUAUACUUGGUCUAUAUGUAUAUAUAUGUACACGCGGAGAAAAAACAAGCAUACACACUCACACACCGUACACGCUACACAUGUACACGACACUCGCGCGAUGCGCGUACGCGUAUGUAUGUACCAUUAUUGUAUCACGGCGUAGGUUAAAAUGUUGCAUGUUGUUUCUAUAAUAUGUGUUUUACGGAUUGAGAAUCCUUUAUAAAUGUCGUGUGUGACACAAGGCUUGACACGAGACGCGUGGGAGAUUUCGCACCGUGACUCGCUCGCACGCGCACGCUUUCGAAAAGCGUAUGUGAAAAAAAAUCGUGCGAGGCAGCUCAUCCGAAAAAUGGGAAAUUCGAGUGAAUUUGUCGCGACACUUGAUUCCACAAAUUUGACUCCAAUCGACUUGUUAUAAUAUUUUCUAAAUUAAGAAUAAGCAUAUGAGAUGUGAAAAAAAAUUCGAACGCAAAGAGGAAGUCUCGCACUUGUUUUUCCAUCUUUUUCGCUCUUUCUGCAUAAGAUCAUCGUGUCACGCUAACAAUAUUAUGGUAUAAUUCUCGAUCAAAUUAUUAGAAAAUGCGCGCGUACGAGCACGUUGGCUGUCACGGUGUGACCGGGCUUUCCGCACAAUGGGGAACCUUCGUUAUCAUUCGCGUCGCACGGGCAGCGCGAAUCAUGAAAGAUAAAGAGAAACGCAUCGCUGCCCGCGUGAUGAGAGUGAGGGAGCAAAAUUGAAUGUCAUCACUGCACCUACACCGCGCGCAGAGAGUGCACUGGCAACUACUGUACCGUUUACUCGUAUAGUAUAUAAUAGUACUAUACCGUAGUUGGAUAAUGAUUACAUAGUACAUGUAUCACGCACGCAUAAGCAUUAUUUAAAAUCGAAGAAGCAAAAAAAAAUGAAAAAGUAAAAAAAGCAAAAAGAGAAGAAAAGUGCAGAAGAGGAGGACAAAAAGUGGUGAAGGAAAAAGAAAAAACAUACAAACAAACAAACAGACAAACGCAUAGCAUUAGCGAUGUCGUAGAGCGGGACCUCGAACGUCCGGGGAACGAGCGGCUCGUUUCCCGGCUGCGACCUAUAGUACAAAAUAAACGUAAUGUUAAGGGUUAACAAACGGGACAGACAGGAGACGUGUGGAUUUUGUGAACUUACUAUACACGCUGUUAAAUUAUAGGUAAACAUAGAAAAAAAAAAAGAAGAGACCAAAUGCGCCUUGCGGCCGGACGCGUCGGGGAUACGAGCUCGUCGUCGAGGACCGUAUCAUCAUAAUCGAUCCUCGCUCAAACAAGAGAUCCAACGCGAUCACGAUGACGAUUUCAUAUAUCCCUCUUCCCCGUACACCUCUCAUCGAUAUAAAGAUCCGAUCGAGAUCUCGCGAUCGUACCCUCGGGGAUAAGACCGAUGACGAGCUGAUCUACGGAGUUGGACUUCCUCGAGAGGCACGACGGCGAGAUAUCCCGCGCGCAUAUCUCGCAUCUGUUCCUCACCUCUUAUCUCAACAAUAAGACUGAUCUCUCAUCGUAGUGUUGACGUACAAUAUGCAAAAAAAACACUGCCACGGAGGAGGGAGCCUCCGCGAGAGCCGCGUCACCGGCGCGUCCAAAACGGCCGCGGCCAUCGCCGCAAUAACGGAUCACAAUACUUCGUCGGACACUAGUACAAAUGCUACCUCACACACACGACUUACAGGGUGCACACAGAAUGAAGCUUACGAAAGAUCACUGUAUAUAACACAUAAAGCGAUAGUUUUCAAGAUCGGAUCGGCGCGUCGCGCGGCCGCCGCCGGUCUCCGUCUCGGGAAAUGAAGCGGGAAAUCGAGGAAAGUGGGAAGACGCGGAGAAAAUAGCGGAGAAAAGCCGUUAAUGAUCGGACAGGGACUUUCCCGAGAACCCCGGCGAACCGCGGACGACGCGUCACGAGUCCUUCUCUCAGGAAUAUGAAAACCAAGUACAAACUACAAAGUAUAAUAGUCGAUAAGAUUUUUAAAUAAACAUAAAUCAUUGAAUCAAGCGAUGCAAUAGUCGGGUGUAUAGUAGGGACUGUUUAGGUGUGUUCGUUUUUUUUGUUUUUUUUUUUAAAGCCUCUCUGAUACAUUGCCGUGAGUUUAUUGACCGCGAAUCUUUUCGAUCACUCGCCACGAGAUCACCGUCAGAUUCUUAUCAUUGAUUUUUCUCUCGCAAUUUUCCCGCUUGACAGCAAACCUUGCCCGUAUUGGCGGUUAUUAUACAUACAAAUUAUACAUAAUUAUACAUAUACGUACAUAUACAUAUAUAUAUGUAGCGGGUCCACGCGCUUUUCUCAAGUUUCUUUACGCGGCUCAACGCGAAUCCUUUUCUCGCAAGCGUUAAACGUAUGCAAAUGUUCUCGUUGCUAUAUAUAUAUUUAUUCUUUGUUGACUUAUUUCACCUCGUCUCCUAAUUGCUUUCCCUUUCCUCUCGUAGUAGUCGUUGAUCAACCUUCCCAUUUGUCGGUAUCCGUUUGGCCGGCCGUUUAUAUCCCACCGCGCGAGUUUAAUGAUUUUUCUUUAAUAUAUACAUAGUAAUACACAAGUAAAACGUAAUUAUUUGAAAAAUGAAUUGACGAAACAAUGAAGACUUCACUCUUUCCGUUUCGCCUCGGUGAACCGCGAAGAUCACCGUCGGUGCCAAUGGAAUCCUCUCCUUCUCUGAUCAAUGAGCAAUUAUUAUCAGAUUUGCCGGAUUUAAUUUCCAUUUUUUUCUCCCAUUUUAUUUUCUCAAUGCUAUAUCGAUGGCGAACAUAUGCGAGUUUUUCUUUUUUAUUGGACACAAGUUGUUUACCUGGUACUCGGAGAAUACCGAUAGUCAUGCCUCUCACCAAUACAUAUACAAUAAUGAUACAAUAUAUAUUGAUAAGUAUACGAAACCGCUUCUACCUCAUAAUUCCGUAUCUAUAUUUAUAUAUACGUAUACCGAUAAGAGUUACGCGCAUAUUACAUAUAUAGCUAUCUACGGUUCCUCUGUUUUUACGCGAAGUAUUAUUUUUAUUCUUCGUUUUCUCUAUCGCCGCAUAUUUACGCCGAGAUAAAAUUGACGACAGACGAAUGAGAUUUACACAUGAAUUUACACGUGCAUAUUUAAAAAGACAAGAACAGAGAAAAGAGAACAUAUAUAUAUAUAAUAUAUUCUCACAUCGGACCUUCCACGAUAUCACAGAUACCCCUCCCUCUUCUCCACCCGAGUAUAAUGUAAAUACAUCGGUUUAUAUUUAUUUAUUUAUGUUUCUAUGCGCUGGACGCGUCUAUGUUACACGCAAUUGCAAGUUAAUUGAUAAUCUAUCCCUAUAUUGAUGACAAGAGAAAGAGAGAGAAAGAGAGUACACUCAUUUUUCAAUAUAAAUAUAUAUAUGAAAAAGUAUAUAUAUACAUAUAAAAAUAGAUAGUUAUAUAUCUAAUAUUAAGGAGAGUACUUGUUUAGAUCUUAAGUGAUCCCCAUCGUCGUGGUCCCGCAAUGCGACUGCAUUCUCUAUGAAAAACUAAAGCAAGGAAGAAACUUUAUCUAUAGUAAAAUAAAAAAAAAGAAAAAUAUGGCGUUUAUACAUCCGGUGGCGCGGUGCACGUCCGGCGAGCUUCUUCCGGCGCGUCGAAAAUAUCGCGAAGUCCAAAAUCACGGCGAACGUUUCCUCCCUCCUCAUCCGGGAAAACUCGCGUGUUUCUCGCUGAUCUGUGAAUGUCUUGCUGUAAUUGUUUUAUACCUUACUGGUCCCUCUCAGGACUACGCAAGCGCGUAAUCGAAUUUGCCAUCAAAUCAACUUAUGCGAGCCGGAUCAGCGCGAAUCACUUUGAUUUCUUUGAUGGUGGUAUAUCUGAGUCGUGUCGACACGAUAAAUUCGUAGCGCAUAGAUUUGUCAACGAAUGCAAUUUCUUUGUUGACAACACGACUCGGAGAGUCAUCCUACGUCUACGAAUCCCCUUUUUGCGUUCGAUUCGCGUGUCACGUUGUUUUUAUUCAUAUCAUUUUUCAUCCCCUCGCGGAUGAACCAAGAUUUGUGAAGGUUUUUCCGGCGCGAACGCGAGACUCGCGGCGUGCGCCGCAAAUACGUGGUUACCAAUUUUGUUUUAAGUUGAGAGAUUAAGUUUACGUUACGAAUUAUUGCUAUAUAUAUGGGAUGGAAGAGAAGGAAGCUAAAAAGAGAAGGAGAGAGAGAGACAGAUGCGAGACGCCGAGAAGUCUCGCUUAUCUGCUGUAUGAGCGAAGCGCGCACGGGCAUAGUUGUGUUUUCGAGAAAAUACGAAACGACAUUUCGCGUUAUAUAUAGAUAGAUAUAUAUAUAAAUAUAUUACGAACUAUUUUAUUUAUAAGAGGCGACAAAAGGUACGCGUGAAUACGUACGUAUGUGUGAGUGAGUGCUUGCGAGAAUGCGUAAGAGCUAAAGAAGAAAAGCGAUCGAUACGAGGAAAAA
This is a messenger RNA of Camponotus floridanus (Florida carpenter ant), 10830 nucleotides long. It is a transcript of the gene chinmo, whose product is annotated as zinc finger protein chinmo. Gene Ontology annotation, cellular component: nucleus. The record is from RefSeq and is a predicted model, not a curated record. Gene Ontology annotation, molecular function: protein binding. Gene Ontology annotation, biological process: regulation of transcription by RNA polymerase II. Lineage: Eukaryota; Metazoa; Arthropoda; Insecta; Hymenoptera; Formicidae. The transcript is spliced from 7 exons. Bases 787 to 2223 code for a protein of 478 amino acids.